Messenger RNA from Parastagonospora nodorum SN15, 1032 nucleotides. RefSeq lists its product as hypothetical. The coding region runs from base 1 to 1032 and encodes 343 amino acids. The transcript has 3 exons. Lineage: Eukaryota; Fungi; Ascomycota; Dothideomycetes; Pleosporales; Phaeosphaeriaceae. The record is from RefSeq and is a predicted model, not a curated record.
AUGGCCUCCCCCGAUUUCCAUAUUGUCGGCGCUCUUCAGUCGGUUGGUGGCGCCAAAAGCGAAUACCAGGAACUCGUCAGGGAGUUCCAGUCACUCGACACAGCAUUGCGCCAUCUCGACAGGCUCGAGGAUCAGACCACGGUCCCGAAUCAUGUUGGGGCUAUCAAAGCUGCAGCGUUGAUUUGCCGCCACCCACUUCAGGAUUUCCUGACCAGGAUAAAGAAAUACGAAACUUCCCUGGGUCCAUGGAGUCGAGCGCAUGCCGGCAAAGCAGCGAAGGAUAAAUUGCGAUGGACUUUGGGAGAGAGAGACGACAUACGACGACUACAGACGUACCUCGCCAUACACCUUGGUACCAUCAACACGUUACUCUUGGAGCACGGUUUGGAACAGAUGAAUUUGAGCGAGAAGAAAGCUGAAGAGAGUGUACUGCAGACUCAUAGGAAGCUCGACGCUGCACACACAGCUCUUCAAAACAUCCAAAAGGAUGCCACAGGGCAGGCUAUUAUUCUGCGGACUAUGCAAACAAUGCUUGGAACUCUCUGCAAUGUCGUAUGUGGCGAGGUCAGGACUUCUUUGCAGCAGUUUGCUCAGGUAGUUAACACAGUCUGUAUCUCCACCCAACAGAUCUACACUGUCGUCCUCGAAAUCCGCGACUCCAUGAGCCCGGUUGACACCCGUUUCACAUACUUCCAAGCUCCUUUCCAAGUUGAAGACGCGCUUGGCUUUGUGUAUCCGGUUCCCUCAGAGUUCACGUUGGAUGAAGUGGAGAACAUCUUACGUUACAAAUUUCGAAAAGGCCCGGGAGCCAGCGCUGUCCGCCGAGGAGAAUUUGAGCUUUGUAAGACGAAGAGGCGGACAGAAGCGAUCACAGAGACUACUCGACUACUACCAGGAAUGGCAAUCACCAUGGCUGUCAUAAUAGCAUCAGAUUUAGUGGCUGCGGGUACAGCUUGUCCGAUUCGUCCUUGCGGUUCAAUGGAUAUUACCAGCUACCCUGGCGGGGGUCUCAAAUGGUACGAGUCAUCCUAA